ACCACUAUAGGAAUCCUGCCUUUAGUAAGAUAUGCAGUGUAUGCCCACUGCUGUACUUUUUCUUAAUUGUGUUUUCAUCAGUCUAGUUGCUUUAAAAAAUUCUAAGCUGUCUGUGGAAUCUGCGACACUACAGCGCUAGUUGUCAAAAGUGUUUAUGCCGUUGUCUUGGUGAAGGAAUAUGUCAGCUACUGAGGAGGAUACCGAGCUCAGGGAUUUGCUAGUACAAACAUUGGAAAAUAAUGGAGUCCUCAACAAAAUUAAGGCUGAACUACGUGCUGCUGUGUUUCUAGCACUGGAAGAACAGGAAAAAGUACAGAAUAAAACUCCGCUGGUAAAUGAACAGCUGAAAAGGUUUUUAAAUACAAAGGAUGGAUCUUUGGCCUCCAGUCUUAUUGUAGAAUUUCUGCAGUUCUUCAAUCUGGAUUUUACUUUGGCAGUUUAUCAACCAGAGACAAAUACGGUUAGUAGACUUGAGGAUCGGAAGAUUCUAGCCAGAGAUUUAAGAAUUUUUGAAACGGAAGGAAGUAAGGGAGCUCCUCUGUUAGUAGAGCUGAUAAAACGACAGCAACAAAAGGACAAGGAUCUCAGCACUGAGGAUGAUCAUCCAUCGAUUUCUCAGGAAUUGUCGUCCAAACAAAUAACCGAAGUGAAGAAACUGUUUGACAUGCUUGAUAAGGAUAAAAGUGGGAAAAUAAGUAAAGAUGAUGUGAAGUUACUGUUCAUGGACCUCCUACCUCACUUUCACAGAAGCAUGCUGGAAACGUAUGUGACUGACGAGUUCAAAACAGUUGACAAAGCCACUGUUGAAUUCAUUGAGGUUCUUGGACUAUAUAAGCGUUUAUUUCUUCACUGCAGAAGUGUGGUGGUGCCAGAUGUUUCUGAGAAAGCAGCUCCCUGGAAACCUUUAGAAGGAAAGCUAAAUACUCAAAAUUCACUCAGUAAGGAUGAAGAGAUACCCAGGUAUAAAGGACAUGUUAAAGAAAGCAGGGAAAUGACUGAAGUACAGAAGGCUUUUGAAAUCAACAGUCCGGUCGUGAGUUCAACUGAGGAAAGAAACAGAAGUGCCAUCUAUUCUUCAAUUGGUGAUGAGCCAAAUCUGGAUACCAAACUUGCUGACAAAACUCUGAGUGUAAAGCAUGGAAAGAGUUUUAAUUUUGAUGAAGAUGUUGAUGAAGAUGAGGGUGAUUCAUUCUUUGAUGAUCCUUUACCUAAACAAAAUAAAAUCUAUAGUUGGAAUGCUGAUAAAAACAGUGACACUGAUGAAGAUGCAGAGGAUUCUUUACGUGAGAUAAACCACAGGCUAAGCCCUGUGGACAGGAUGACAGAGUCCAAAAAACCUGCAGGAAGUUAUAGUGAGUCUAAAAAGCCAGCAGGAAAUCUAACAUCACUGUCCGAUGCCCCUGCAUUAAAAACUGGUUCAGGUUCUCUUACUGGCAUGCCUCUGUCAAAGGAACCAAAUAGACUCGGCAAGACUGCAGAGAUGAAAGAACUGAAAACAAUAAAUGAUAAAAUUAGCAGACUUGAAUUAGGUGAUGAAGAUGAUGACUAUGAUGAUGACUUUAACAGUGCUAGCCAUCGCUCAGAUAAAACAAAAAGUGAGAUCAGCAUUGGUGAAGAAAUUGAAGAAGAAAUUUCUGAAGGAGAGGACUUGUUCAAAGUGGUUGACCUUACACAAGACCGGACGAUAUCUCAGUUGAGUGAUGUUGCAGACUACAUAGAAGAAGUGUCACAGUCAUAGCUGAUGAUGAUGUGGUGGUGCACUGUAUGAAGCAGUAGUUUAUAUGCAAAUGGAACUUAAAUACUGCUGUCCUCUGACAAUCACUGGAGUAGCAGGCUGAAGCUUUUCCCUGCCUUGUGCCUUUUGUUACAGUGCUUGUGUGGAGCUACGAUCUCUGUGCAAAAAGUACUGAUUGAAGUUAGCUAUACAGUUACAUAUUAAGCAGUGGCAUAGCUUUCUAUAUGGGAAGACAACUUUGUUUUGAUGGAGGUUACAUAUUAAAAAGAAUUCAUAAAAUA
Protopterus annectens (West African lungfish) is the source of this 2016-nucleotide messenger RNA. RefSeq names its product centrosomal protein 43 (gene CEP43). The coding region runs from base 179 to 1738 and encodes 519 amino acids. Gene Ontology annotation, biological process: microtubule anchoring. Gene Ontology annotation, molecular function: calcium ion binding; protein binding. The record is from RefSeq and is a predicted model, not a curated record. NCBI's taxonomy places the organism in Eukaryota, Metazoa, Chordata, Ceratodontiformes, Protopteridae. The transcript is spliced from 20 exons. Gene Ontology annotation, cellular component: centrosome.